Messenger RNA from Grammomys surdaster, 2037 nucleotides. RefSeq names its product fasciculation and elongation protein zeta 1 (gene Fez1). Bases 519 to 1697 code for a protein of 392 amino acids. The record is from RefSeq and is a predicted model, not a curated record. Gene Ontology annotation, cellular component: cytoplasm; axon. NCBI's taxonomy places the organism in Eukaryota, Metazoa, Chordata, Mammalia, Rodentia, Muridae. The transcript has 10 exons.
AAAGGAAGAAGGCAGUGGGAAGUGUUGUAGUCCUGAGAAAGAGGGGAGGGGGAUGCAGCUUUCCAUCUCGCUGAGGAGAGAAAAGGAAGAGAAAAAAAUGGCCAGCUGGUCCUUUAGCUCUCUGACUGAUACUGACAAGUUCUGCUUGAAUUCAAACCUGGAAUCUCCAUCUGGUUGGUGGAGAAGAGCUAUACACCAACCUGGGCAUGGCAACUUAAAUCUACUGAUGGUUCUUUGGCUCUAAAGUGAGAUUUGGUUGCACCAGAAACAGAGUAGAGUCUAAGCAGACAGACGGAAGGAUCUCACAACACACAAACAAAGGUGACUGCUGAGUUCAGAUGCAAAUACCAGCCAACGCUAUGGAAGUCUGUAAGCCUUUGCAGUACUUGAAUCCUAUCUAGACACAUGCUUUUGUAAGUUCUGUUCUCCUUUUGUAAUGCUACAGAUAGAACCCAGGGCCUCACAUUUGCUAGGGAAACAGAUCUUGACAGUUGCCGUCAUUGUCCUGCGGUGCUAGGAUGGAGGCCCCACUGGUGAGUCUGGAUGAAGAGUUUGAAGACAUCAGGCCCUGUUGCACCGAGGACCCAGAGGAAAAGCCACAGUCUCUCUAUGGCACGUCUCCUCACCAUCUGGAGGACCCUUCCCUCUCCGAGCUUGAGAAUUUUUCUUCCGAAAUCAUCAGCUUCAAGUCCAUGGAGGACCUCGUGAAUGAAUUUGACGAGAAGCUCAAUGUCUGCUUUCGGAACUACAACACCAAGACGGAGAACCUGGCUCCAGUGAAGAACCAGUUCCAGAUCCAGGAGGAAGAGGAGACUCUUCGGGAUGAGGAGGUUUGGGAUGCUCUGACAGACAAUUACAUCCCUUCACUCUCAGAAGACUGGAGGGACCCAAACAUUGAAGCUCUGAAUGGCAACAGCUCUGACACUGAGAUCCAUGAGAAGGAAGAAGAAGAAUUCAAUGAGAAAAGUGAAAACGACUCUGGCAUCAAUGAGGAGCCUCUCCUCACAGCUGACCAGGUGAUUGAGGAGAUCGAAGAAAUGAUGCAGAACUCCCCAGAUCCUGAGGAGGAAGAGGAGGUUCUGGAAGAGGAGGAUGGAGGAGAAAUCUCAUCCCAGGCAGAUUCAGUUCUGCUCCAAGAGAUGCAGGCCCUAACACAGACCUUCAACAACAACUGGUCCUAUGAAGGGCUGAGACACAUGUCUGGGUCUGAGCUGACAGAGCUGCUGGACCAGGUGGAGGGUGCCAUCCGUGACUUCUCCGAGGAGCUGGUUCACCAGCUGGCCCGCAGGGACGAGCUGGAGUUUGAGAAGGAAGUGAAGAACUCCUUCAUCACGGUGCUCAUUGAGGUUCAGAACAAGCAGAAGGAGCAGCGGGAACUGAUGAAGAAGAGGCGGAAAGAGAAGGGGUUAAGCCUGCAGAGCAAUCGGAUAGAGAAGGGAAACCAGAUGCCUCUCAAGCGUUUCAGCAUGGAAGGUAUCUCCAACAUCCUGCAGAGCGGCAUCCGGCAGACCUUUGGCUCCUCAGGAGCCGACAGACAGUAUCUGAACACAGUCAUCCCUUAUGAGAAGAAAUCCUCUCCUCCCUCUGUGGAAGACCUGCAGAUGCUGACAAACAUUCUUUUUGCCAUGAAGGAGGAUAACGAGAAGGUGCCUACUUUGCUAACGGACUACAUUUUAAAAGUGCUCUGUCCAACCUAACCUCACUGUUGGAGCAGCCUCACUGCAGGAGGUCACCGAGCAAGAAAGUCAUUCCGUCACUGGGAUUGCAUGACACCACGUAACCUCCGGCGUGUAUUUAAACGUGUAGAGCUUGACCUGAAUUAAACAUGAGAAACCGCGCGCGGGAUGCUUUGCUGUCGGCUUCUAGUGCUAGUAAUCACUGAAUGCAUGAUCGGGCGCAGGGCCGGUGACUCUGCCCCCUCUCCACCUGUGUUGGGGAAGGCAGGUGCCCUCACCAUUCAUUAUGUAGUCUGGCUCCAGCCCUCAACCCAGCUUAUACUCUUAAGACUAAUUUUGAAAUAAACCUUCAUUUAAUUAA